AUGGCGGCUAAUACGCCCCUUGGUCCUGCUAAAGUGGUGCUCCUAGCUGUACACUUUGCGACUGUCGCCGACAUUGACAGCUUGGCCUAUCUUAUAACCCAACAUGCUACAAUCUUGCGCCCAGAUCUGACGCUUCGCAUUAUUCUCACCUACCUACCCGAAACUCUCAGUCCGUCAACCUACGUGCCUCUUUUACAGGCCAUAAGCGCCAACGAGUCACUGUCGCAGCCAACUUCGGACUACCAGCUUGACACUUCUCACAUUCACAACAUCUCGGACGAACAAGCUUCGAGAAAAGUCAAGAAGCUUCACCUAAUCCCGCUUAAAAAUGACGAUGUGCAUUUUACUCAAGAAGCCGACUCACUCGCCUGUUUCCUACUUCUGAGAGCCUACAGGAUGGACGAGGAGGCGGGCAUGUUAGCCCACGUUCCUGAGCUACUCUCCCCGUUCCUUCACCUCUCACAAGAGCUCCAUACGUGGGCAAUCUCAACAGUACUUCCUCUGAUCCGUAGAAAUCAUGAGUACUAUCCUCAAAGAACGGCACGCUUGUCGCUGCUCGAGUUUCAGAAUUUACCCGACAGAAUGGCCAUUGACUAUCUACUCGCCGAGACUGGCGUUGUUGAGGAAGAGUAUGACCUGGCUGGUCGCGAUCUGAGUGGCUUGGUAGGGCCUUGGCUACAUAACGAUGCAAGGUGGAAACGUGAUGCUUUUAAUGAAGAUGUGUCAAGUGAUUCCGGCACAGAGCCUGAUCUUUCAUGUCCCGGAUGGGAACAAGCUAUGGAGUGGCUCACCUCCAAAGCGUCAACCUCCUGGCGAGUUGCCUUGAAAGCUAUUGAAUCCUGGGACGGGCCAUCGGAUAUUGAUUUGGGAGGUGAUGCUAGUUCCUGGCUUCAGGAGAACCAGCAACAGUAUUUGGACCGGUCCUAUGCCAGGGCUGUGCUGGCCUCAGCCUACCUCGUUCCCGAUGCUGAAGCAGAAGCAUUGGAGGGCGCAUUUAGAAUAUGCAACAAGAUUCGGUCCCUCUUAGACGAAGAUGUUGGCACAACACUUCAAUCGGCAGUUGCGAGUCUGGCACCCGUACCUCCCUUUGACAUGGAUGCCUCCGGUGGUGCAAAGGCUACAACAUAUUUGCGCAACGAUCUUCUACAAAGCACAAAUCCCCUCACAACUCCAAAGGAACAAUCUCUUGAUUUGUUACCUACUCUAAUACAAAGUGCUUACCUUCUUACUUGCUCAGGCGUCCCAUGUACAGUCCGCAAGGCAGGGGAUUUGGCAUUCAUUCAAGAUCAGCAAGAGCAAAAGUCUCAACUUGGUCGAUUUGUACGAAAUCUUCCCACUCGCGCAUCCGAUGACGAUGAUUUCUGGGUCCGGGCACGACAGGAAAUUCUAUGGUUACACAGCUGGGGAAACAAACCGGGCUCCGUUCAGGAUGGAACUUUUCAAGGCGUUCUUGGCAAUGUGACGCUCGAGUUUAUCGAAACAGAACUCUUGAAGGCCAUGCUCUCACGUUCACGCUAUUCUCUGGCGAGGUCUCUCUACGAUCAAGAAGGGCCGUGUGCCCCCCUUUCUGCGCCAGCUGUACUCAAUACGGUUCAAAACUCGGCUUUGAGCGCGUUCGAUAAUGCCUCGAACCCCAAUCGAACUAGGGGAGGCUUGAAGAAAUGUGACGAGAUUAUCAAAGCCUUUCCCAUAAUAAUGAACAAUACUCACCCCAUCAGACGACGUGUCGAGGCGUUAUUAAGAGCUACCCAUGCCCUGAGUGACUAUCGUCUUGUUCUUAAACAGGGCGAACCCUUUAGCCCGGUGGUCCUUCGAGUGCACUCUGAUCCUGUUUCCAUCAUCGAGAAGGUUUUGGAACAGAAUCCAAAAGCUUACACUCGUCUGCAAGAGUUUAUUGAACUGGGGAGCAAUAUGGUCGAUGCAGAUCUACCAACUCAAGCAAGGUCAGGCAUUCGUCAGCCAACAACAACUGACUUGAACUCUGUUCGGUCAAUGGUUGAGAAGCGCAUUGUUUCAAUUUGUGUCGGAGCGGCCUUACGUGAAGAUGACUUUGAAACCGCUUACUCCUAUGUAGUCAGCCGUCUAGGCGUUGACGAGACUGAGCGUAGGAAACAACAUAUCAGUAUUUCUGACGAAUGGUCAUGGAAGGCAGCACUGGAUGCCGGCAAAUAUGUGCGUACAGAGAGGUCUCAGAAACCAACACAUUUAGGCACGGCGAGUGGAAACCCAGAGAUUCGUCAUCUCGAACAGCGUAUUGAGUGCCUGGCAACUUCUCUGCGCAUUGCACCGCCUUCUCAACUUCAGGAAGUAUUGAAGACUUUCCGUCGCUGCGAAGAACAAUUAGACGCUGCAGUCAAGGAGGAAGCUGCCCGCGAGGCCGCUUGGGAUGCUGCAGGCGAUCUCUCCGGACUCCCUGGCUCGUUCGAUGCACCAAAUCCAGACAAGGCAUAUCCACCACGCAACAUUACUGCUAGUGCAACCGCUCGCCAAGCUGAAGAAGCACCGAUGUCUCUGUUCGACCUGUCCAGGGCCACGGCACGAGUUGCAUCAAAGAAUCUGACCGUGUUGUCAAGCCUGCAGGGUUCACUACAGAAUUCCUUCACGUCCGAUAAGACGAAUCCAGAAUCGGAAUCCUCUGAAUCUGAGCUGCAUGAGCAAAACAGAACAAGGAAGAGAGAUCAGCUAAGAGAAGCUGCGACUGGUACACUGGUGUCUGGCGUGGGCUGGCUCUUGGGAGCUAAUCCCAAUCGACCUGCCAGCGGACAACAGUAA
Molecule: messenger RNA, 2772 nt
Organism: Fusarium venenatum
Lineage: Eukaryota; Fungi; Ascomycota; Sordariomycetes; Hypocreales; Nectriaceae
Product: Sec39 domain-containing protein
Biological process (GO): retrograde vesicle-mediated transport, Golgi to endoplasmic reticulum
Source: RefSeq, a predicted model, not a curated record